GCCAACCACCAUUACAUACCUCGUCUUCCACGCAUCGUCGUCUGCGGAACACCGACACAUCUUCUACACUCAACAAUCCUCGUGCGUCAUGUCUGGCCGUGGAAAGGGUGGCAAGGGGCUCGGAAAGGGCGGUGCCAAGCGUCACCGCAAGAUUCUCCGUGAUAACAUCCAAGGUAUCACCAAGCCGGCUAUCCGCCGUCUUGCCCGUCGUGGUGGUGUCAAGCGUAUCUCCGGUCUCAUCUAUGAGGAGACCCGUGGUGUUCUCAAGAUUUUCCUGGAGAACGUCAUCCGUGACUCCGUCACGUAUACUGAGCACGCGAAGAGGAAAACCGUGACAGCACUGGAUGUUGUCUACGCUCUCAAGCGCUCCGGCCGCACGCUCUACGGGUUUGGUGCCUAAGCGAUUUGGGGUCAGUUUCCUAUGCUGUAUGGUUAUAUGCGUCACCCGCACAUGUACUAUCAUCCCAGUCUAGUAUAAUCUUCUUCAGCCCUAUCGAACAA
Dichomitus squalens LYAD-421 SS1 is the source of this 501-nucleotide messenger RNA. RefSeq names its product histone-fold-containing protein. The transcript has 4 exons. Gene Ontology annotation, cellular component: nucleosome. Gene Ontology annotation, biological process: nucleosome assembly. Gene Ontology annotation, molecular function: protein heterodimerization activity; DNA binding; structural constituent of chromatin. The record is from RefSeq and is a predicted model, not a curated record. NCBI's taxonomy places the organism in Eukaryota, Fungi, Basidiomycota, Agaricomycetes, Polyporales, Polyporaceae. The coding region runs from base 89 to 400 and encodes 103 amino acids.